Molecule: messenger RNA, 719 nt
Organism: Columba livia (rock pigeon)
Lineage: Eukaryota; Metazoa; Chordata; Aves; Columbiformes; Columbidae
Gene: PFDN1
Product: prefoldin subunit 1
Exons: 4
Coding region: 39-545 (168 amino acids)
Biological process (GO): protein folding
Cellular component (GO): prefoldin complex; cytoplasm
Molecular function (GO): protein folding chaperone
Source: RefSeq, a predicted model, not a curated record
AGCACCUCGUCCCACGCAGCGCGCCGGGGGCCCUGCGCAUGCACAGUAGGAGGCGGGACCGGCGCUGCCUCAGCGCGCAGGCGCCGUGCGGGGACAAGAUGGCGGCGCCCGUGGAUCUGGAGCUCAAGAAGGCCUUCACCGAGCUGCAGGCCAAGGUGAUAGACACGCAGCAGAAGGUGAAGCUGGCCGACAUCCAGAUCGAGCAGCUGAGCAAGACCAAGAAGCACGCCCACCUCACCGACACGGAGGUCAUGAUGCUGGUGGAUGAGACCCGCAUGUACGAGGGCGUGGGUAGGAUGUUUAUUCUUCAGUCUAAAGGAGUGAUUCAUAAUCAGCUCUUAGAAAAACAGAGAAUAGCUGAAGAGAAAAUUAAGGAAUUAGAGGGCCGCGCGUAUCCCCAGCAGGCUGCUGGCAGCUCUGCACCGGCCCCAGCGGCCCAGCACGUGCUGUCAGCACCAGGGUGGACCUUAACUCUCCUCUGGGAUUUCUGCCUUGCAGCAGAAGAAGUCGUACCUGGAGCGGAGCGUGAAGGAAGCAGAAGAUAACAUCCGGGAAAUGCUGAUGGCCCGAAGGGCGCAGUAGCUGUGCGGUUCCCCCCAGGCCUCCCCAGCACCCUCUGGGUGGUUUUGGGCAGCUCGGCCUGCGCGCUGCUCACUGCUGCCCAGCUGCACGAGCUCCAUUCUCCAGCAGUUUCAAUAAAACUCGUCCGCGAGGCCUGA